Molecule: messenger RNA, 1348 nt
Organism: Coccomyxa subellipsoidea C-169
Lineage: Eukaryota; Viridiplantae; Chlorophyta; Trebouxiophyceae; Coccomyxaceae
Product: tryptophan synthase beta subunit-like PLP-dependent enzyme
Exons: 7
Coding region: 497-1348 (283 amino acids)
Molecular function (GO): D-cysteine desulfhydrase activity
Source: RefSeq, a predicted model, not a curated record
AUUUAACGUUGUAGAAUAUUGCUGAUAUACACAUUUUACUUGUAUAAAGGGCGACAUGCUCUGCGGUAGGUGAAGAUCAUACCGAUGCCCCAUGACAUGGUCCAGCAUUGCUUAUGGAGUACAUUCAUGUCGUCACCGACUUCGGGGUACCGUGGGGGUCUGCAAAAUCAUUAGAAAACGGGCCUUUGCCAGCUCCUGCUGCUCAUCGUUUGAUGUGAACCACCUAUUAGCACGGACAUGGAUGCUAGAUGUCCCCAAUACCAAGGUUGAAUCUACGCCAGAGUCCCAUUCCUCAACCUAUUCAAGAUGUAAGUCAUCCAUAUAGGAUGUACGUAACGAUUCCAUUCUAGAACAAAUAUAUUUGCCCUAGGGAUUGCCUGCACAGGUCCGGACGAUCUCAUGCCCGGGUAUUCCCGAAGGAAGCCUGCGCGUCAUCCAGGACGAUCUAUUACACCCGAUCCUGGGUGGUAACAAGCUUCGCAAGCUCGAUGGCCUGAUGCCAGCAUUGGCAGCUGAUGGCGUGACUGAUCUGGUCACUUGUGGAGGGCUGCAGAGCGCACACACUGCCGCAGUGGCGGCUGCCUGCGCAGAGAGAGGCAUCACUGCGCACCUGCUGGUGCGCGGGGAGCGCCCCGCUGUGCCCACAGGCUACCACAUGCUGGCGCGCAUGUUUGGGCGGGUGACUUAUGUGAGCAGGAGCGAGUACGCACACCGGCAGGCCAUGUUUGACAAGCACGUCGCGCGCGUGACUGAUGCUGCCGGUCCCAAUGCAAGCCAGGUGCGCGCGGUGCACGAGGGAGCCGCCGAGCCGCUGGCGCUGCUGGGCCUGAUCAGGCUCGUGGAUUACCUGUCGGAGCCUGCCACCCUCGGCCGCGGCCCCUGCCACCUCGUCACCGACUGCGGCACCGGAGCCACCGCCAUCGGGCUGGCGUUGGGUGUGGCUCUGAAGGGCCUGCCUUGGCAAGUGCACGGAGUGAUGCUGGCGGGCACUGAGGAAUACUACGAGCGCCAGCAGGCGGAGCUGACGGCCGCUUUCCAUGCAGAGUUUGGGGCAGGCAAGCACUGGAGUGUCUUGCUGCCAGAUGGAGCAUCUACAAGUGCUCUCCCGCUGCACUGGAGGCCGCGUGUUAGGCCCAGGAAGUUUGGAGCUGUGCUGCCUGGGGAUGUCGCCACCUGUCAGGAGGUGGCUCGGGACACGGGAAUACUGCUGGAUCCCAUAUACAGUUUGGCAGCUUGGGAGGCUGCGACAGAGCUGGCAGGGGGAGCAGAGGGCAGCGUGGCGAUGCUGCACAGCGGGGGAAUGAUGGGCCUGUUUGGCCUCGCGCAGCGCUUCCCGGACCAGUUCUAG